AUGAAACUCCUGUUUAUAGCCACCGCCAUCUUUGCUGUUGCCGUUGCUGGCCCAACUCGUUUCUUCAACCCCAGUGCCGCUGGAUCUGCUCCCAGUCUUAUUGGCGAGUCAGUCAUCGUCGCCCCCAUUGAACUGCCUGAGGUCGAGCCUACCCCAGUGGAAGUCGUUGAGCAGCCUGAUAUCCCCGAGUCAGUCAUCGUAGUACCCAUUGAACUGCCUGAGGUCGAGCCUACUCCAGUGGAAGUCAUUGAGCAGCCUGAUAUACCCGAGUCAAUCAUCGUAGCACCCAUUGAAUUACCUGAGGUCGAGCCUACUCCAGUGGAAGUCAUUGAACAGCCUGAUAUACCCGAGUCAGUCAUCGUAGCACCCAUUGAACUGCCUGAGGUCGAGCCUACUCCAGUGGAAGUAAUUGAACAGCCUGAUAUACCCGAGUCAGUCAUCGUAGCACCCAUUGAACUGCCUGAGGUCGAGCCUACCCCAGUGGAAGUCGUUGAGCAGCCUGAUAUACCCGAGUCAGUCAUAGUAGCACCCAUUGAACUGCCUAAGGUCGAGCCUACUCCAGUAGAGGUCAUUGAGCAGCCUGAUAUACCCGAGUCAGUCAUCGUUGCCCCUAUUGAAUUGCCUGAGGUCGAGCCUACUCCAGUGGAAGUCAUUGAACAGCCUGAUAUACCCGAGUCAGUCAUCGUAGCACCCAUUGAACUGCCUGAGGUCGAGCCUACCCCAGUGGAAGUCAUUGAGCAGCCUGAUAUACCCGAGUCAGUUAUCGUAGCACCCAUUGAACUGCCUGAGGUUGAGCCUACUCCAGUGGAAGUCAUUGAGCAGCCUGAUAUACCCGAGUCAGUCAUCGUAGCACCCAUUGAAUUACCUGAGAUCGAGCCUACUCCAGUGGAAGUCAUUGAGCAGCCUGAUAUACCCGAGUCAAUCAUAGUAGCACCCAUUGAACUGCCUGAGGUCGAGCCUACUCCAGUGGAAGUCAUUGAGCAGCCUGAUAUACCCGAGUCAGUCAUCGUUGCUCCUAUCGAGGUUCAUCCCGUCAUCACCCUCCCCGAUGAGCUUAACUAA
Messenger RNA from Bicyclus anynana (squinting bush brown), 1062 nucleotides. Its product is annotated as periaxin-like. The record is from RefSeq and is a predicted model, not a curated record. NCBI's taxonomy places the organism in Eukaryota, Metazoa, Arthropoda, Insecta, Lepidoptera, Nymphalidae. The transcript has a single exon. Bases 1 to 1062 code for a protein of 353 amino acids.